This is a messenger RNA of Metarhizium brunneum ARSEF 3297, 414 nucleotides long. The record is from RefSeq and is a predicted model, not a curated record. Lineage: Eukaryota; Fungi; Ascomycota; Sordariomycetes; Hypocreales; Clavicipitaceae.
AUGAACAUGAUCGAGGAGUUGCCAGACAUCCGAAAGUUCUCGGCCAUGCUUGCUAAGCUCCAUCAUCAAAUUUCUCAAGGCCCAAGUAAAGAACUUGACCAGAUCCUGCCGGAAUUCAUAAGCAACGUUAGCCCUCGUCUGCUACGCCCUCUCGAAACCCGUGGUAGGACCCUCAAACCUGUUGCAUUACAUGGAGAUAUCUGGCAUGGAAACCUAGCCGUUAAUGCAAAUACAGGGGAGCCAGUGCACUUUGACGCAUCGAUCUUUUGGGGUCACAAUGAGUAUGAUGUUGGAAGCAUGGCUACCCCUCGUUACGGAGUGGGCCAGGACUGGAUCGUAGAAUACCACAAGUUCUUCCCAGUUUCAGUUCCAGAAGAAGAUCAUGAGGCUAGAGAUGUUCUUUACGCCAUGUAA